AUGGGUUUUAAUUGUGAUGUGAUAUGUGAAUGUGAUGUGCAGGUAAUAAUGGGUCAUGGAGUAGCUAAGGUUAUAGAUUCAGGUCACCCAAACAUCAAGAAGGGUGAUUUUGUUUGGGGAACAAUCGGAUGGGAAGAGUACAGUCUCAUUACAACCCCUGAAGCUCUUUUUAAAAUCGAUCAUACUGAUGUACCCCUGUCAUAUUAUACAGGAAUUCUUGGUACGCCUGGUUUGACUGCUUAUGUUGGUUUUCAUGAGGUUUGCACUCCAAAGAAAGGAGAAUAUGUCUUCGUAUCUGCAGCAUCAGGUGCAGUUGGUCAACUUGUUGGACAGUUUGCUAAGUUGAUGGGUUGCUAUGUUGUUGGAAGUGCUGGAACUCAAGAAAAGGUUGAUCUGUUGAAGAAAUUAGGAUUUGAUGAGGCUUUUAAUUACAAGGAAGAGCAUGACUUGGAUGCAGCUUUGAAAAGGUACUUUCCUCAAGGCAUUGACAUU
Messenger RNA from Camellia sinensis, 492 nucleotides. The record is from RefSeq and is a predicted model, not a curated record. NCBI's taxonomy places the organism in Eukaryota, Viridiplantae, Streptophyta, Magnoliopsida, Ericales, Theaceae.